GUGUGUGUGUUGUACGCAGUGUGUGUGCGCGCGCUUGCACACGCCUGCCGCACGCGGGGCGGGGGGCUGCCAGCCAGCGCCCCUCCGCCCUUUGCUCGCCCAGCUGUUUCUAUAGGAACCGAGGCAGCGCCCGGGCCCCUCCGGCCGAGGCCCCGGCGCGAGCAUGCCCAGUGGAAGCCGCUAGUUUGGCUCCAGUAGAGGUUUCCAGUAAGUGGCCUGCGGGACUCCGGAGGGAUCCCAAUGAGCUGAGCGGAGUCUUUGUGUGCAGAGGGAGGAGGCGGUGGCGGCGGCCGCCCGGCCUGGAGCCCCCGCCCGGGGAGCCCCCGGCAGGAACAAUGCUGGCCUGCCUGACCCGGGGGAACUUACUGGACGUCCUGCAGGAGGGCUUCAAUGAGCAACAGCUCCAGGCGUACGUGGCCUGGGUGAACGCACAGCUCAAGAAGAGGCCAGCAGUGAAGCCCGUGCAGGACCUGCGGCAGGAUCUUCGGGAUGGGGUGAUCCUGGCGUAUCUCAUCGAGAUUGUUGCGGGAGAAAAGUUGAAUGGGGUACAGCUGAGUCCCAGUAACCAACAGGAGAUGAAGAACAAUGUGGAAAAAGUGCUACAGUUUGUGGCCUCCAAAAAGAUUCGGAUGCACCAGACUUCGGCUAAAGAUAUUGUGGAAGGAAACCUGAAGUCUAUCAUGAGGCUGGUCCUUGCCUUGGCAGCGCAUUUCAAACCUGGCUCCAACCGGACAGUGAGCCAAGGACGGGACUCCAGAGCCCCUCUGCAGGCUCACCAGCCACACUGUGCCACCGCGGUGGCCCAGGGAGCGGCUGCCGCUCUGGCUGAUGUGUGUCAUGACAUGUCACGGUCCGGACGGGAUGUCUUUCGAUACAGACAGAGGAACAGCAGUGUGGACGAGGAGAUUGAGAACCCGUACUGGAGCGUGCGGGCGCUGGUGCAGCAGUACGAAGGGCAGCGGAGGUCCCCGUCCGAGUCCAGCUGUCACAGCCUGACUUCACCCAGUCCUAUCCACAGCGCAAAGAGCGAGUCCAUUAUAACCCAGUCGGAAGAGAAGGCAGAUUUUGUGAUUAUUCCCUCUGGAGGAAUACAGAACAGAACAGAGGAGACAGACUCUCCGUUUUCCCGAGACUGGCGGCCAGGCAGCCCUGGGACCUGUCUGGAGACCUCAUGGGAAGAACAGCUGCUGGAACAGCAAGAACAUUUGGAAAAAGAGAUGGAGGAAGCAAAGAAAAUGAUUUCAGGAUUACAGGCCUUACUGCUCAAUGGAUCCUUACCUGAAGAUGAACAGGACAGGCCCUUGGCCUUCUGUGAACCGGGAGGCAAUCCUGAGGAACAACUGAUUAUAAUCCAAAGUCGUCUGGAUCAGAGUAUGGAGGAGAAUCAGGACCUAAAGAAGGAGCUGCUGAAAUGUAAACAAGAAGCCAGAAACUUACAGGGGAUAAAGGAUGCCUUACAGCAGCGGCUGACUCAGCAGGACGCGUCAGUUCUUCAGCUCAAACAGGAACUGCUGAGGGCAAACAUGGACAAAGACGAGCUGCACAACCAGAAUGUGGAUCUGCAGAGGAAGCUCGAUGAGAGGAACAGGCUCUUGGGAGACUAUAAAAAAGAGCUGGGCCAGAAGGAGCGCCUCCUGCAGCAGCACCAGGCGAAGCUGGAAGACGCACUCCGGAAACUCUCCGAGGCCAGUUACCAGCAGGUGGACCUAGAGCGGGAGCUGGAGCACAAAGACGUCCUUUUGGCUCACUGUAUGAAAAGAGAGGCAGACGAGGUGACCAGCCACAGCAGACACAACUCUCAAAGCAAUGGUUUCCUCCUUCCAGCCGCAGGAAAAGGAGCUGCUCCAGUCACUCACAAAGGGACCAGCGAUCUGCAGCUGGUCCGGGACGCCCUCCGCAGCCUGCGCAACAGCUUCAGUGGCCACGAUCCUCAGCACCACACCAUCGACAGCUUGGAACAGGGCAUCUCCAGCCUGAUGGAGCGCCUGCACGCCAUGGAGACGCAGAAGAAACAGGACAGGAGGGAUUUUUGUGUGGCUCCUCAGGUUCGGGGCAAGUCACCCAGAACUCAAGCAGGUAGUGAACACCGGGAAUCCUGGCCCCCUAACUCAAAGCUGCCUCACUCACAGAGCUUCCCGGCCGUCAGCAGCACCUGCACUAAAGUGCUCUAUUUCACUGACCGGUCACUUACACCCUUCAUGGUCAAUAUACCAAAGAGGCUGGGGGAGGUGACACUAAAGGACUUUAAAGCAGCUAUUGACCGGGAGGGGAGUCACCGGUAUCAUUUUAAAGCGCUGGAUCCUGAGUUCGGCACCGUCAAAGAGGAGGUUUUCCACGAUGACGAUGCCAUCCCUGGCUGGGAAGGGAAAAUUGUAGCCUGGGUGGAAGAAGACCAUGGGGAGAAUUAAUGCGGAGUAUUAUUAGAUUGGGGCCUUCUGGAACGUGGCACCCCCUGGCUGGUUCACUCAGGAAAGAGGACUCAAACCAGAAUACACUAAGAAGUUUCUCGUUCGUGCCAACAAAGCAGAAGCUUCUCCAAGCGUAACAGCCCCAGGCCGGUAGUGUUUCUGUGCCUGGCAUUUGUGGUACUUAAAACCCGUUACCUGUCGACCAUGGGUCCAUCUGGAGCUCCUUGUCCGUGGGAACACGGUGUUUUACUCUGAGGACAACAAACCGAAGGCCUUAACCAAUGGGAAUGGAUGACCCGGCUCCUGUGGGGGCGUGGCUGCUAUGACCUGGAACCUGGGAAUUGGAUGCAUCGCUCCUGUGUGCCGCAGUGGUCUUUUCAUUGGCCUCAAUGGUUGCAGCGAUCAGAGUCCCGGCAUUUGUACUCACAGACAAGGCAAAGGUACCAGCUGUCCUGCGUCUUUGCAGCUAUUGCAAACCAAGAAUAACUCAUGAGGUGGUACCAAAGAUGAAAGCCCACUCUUCAGGAAUUUUUCAGACCAGACGCGGACGGUGCUGAACUGUUGACUGGGCGGAAAAACGCGCUGCCCGUAUUGUGCUGUCGUCGCUGAAACCGCGAUUGAGUAGGACCUUGGGGCUGCCUCUUGUGUCGGAACUGGUUCUGCAACUCGUCCUUGAGCCCACAGAGGGCGGGACUCACGUACUGCCGGUUUUCUCUGGGGACUCUGUCACCGUGGAGCCAUGUUUCCCCCUUCCAGCCGACGAACUUUGUGUUUGAAAGGAAUAAGGAGUUCGUCUCCUUAAAAAUCCAGGCGGGUUUGGAAAGGUGCUGCUACCCAUGUUUUCUGGACUUUCUCUCAUGACUUCCUGUAGCUUGUGGCAUCUCCUCUGCAGUCGAAGGGAGACAGACCAUUAAUGUCAGUACUUGUGAUUUAUGAGUACUGAGCAUGCGUUACUGGUCUGCCCCUCCUCAUUUCAAGGCCAGAGUUAUUUUCUACUAUAUAUUUAGACUAGUUUGAUCCUUUAGGGCACAAUAGGAACCAUGGGGCAUGGAGCAUGAGUUAUGAAUGGCAGGGUUGAUUCUGGGUAAAAGACCUAGAAUCCUUUCUCAUGUGCAACACUGUCAAGUGCAGAUGCUAAAAAAAAAAAGAGUUAAACGUCCAGAGAUUACUUAAUAACUAGGGUUUUCUCAGUCAUUUACCAAGCACCGUCAACUGAUCAGCCAUAUGUAUAUAUAUGUAUGUAAGCACACACACACACACACACACACACACACACAAAACAGCCUGUGACCACUGCCAACCAGAAGAGUCAGACAUGUCAGUUCCGGGUUCUUGAUCUGUCUGUCUCUGUUUCAUCUCCCUUUUCCAGCUGUUUUAACCAACUACUCCUUGGAGCUCUGAAGUGACAUUUUGUUGUUUUAUAUAGAUGUGUCUUUUAAAAAUAGUUCAUGUUUGGAGAAUUCUUUUGUACUCAUUUGCCUUUUGUCUGAGAACCAUGUCUAUUUUUAUAACUUGAGUGUGAGUUCCUAUGUUCUCACAUUCUGUACACUGUCCAUUUUCUAGAGAACCCAGUAGCUUUUAUACAGGCUCUUCUCUUCUUAGCCCGUGUGGUUUCAGAACAAGCUUUAUUUUACUACAAGUACGCUGAUGACAGCUAACUCCUGGUUCUAAUUCUACCUGCCAUUUUCCUUGUGGAGGUAGUUUUACAUAAUCUAUUUGAUUGCUGCUCUGGCAGAUGGCAGGAGCGCAUACGAUACCUGAUUAUCUUUCAGUAACUUCACUUGAUCUUCUCCUUUUGAAGAAUUUCUCAUCAGAAGUGACUGGGAAAGCUUGGGAAAGUCCCUCAAAAGCAAAAAUAAUACAUUAUGAAGCAAACAGAAGAAAACAGUAUAUUCUGAGUAUCCCCCCCGCCCCCAAGAAGUCUGGAGUAAAAGUCCUCAUGUCACUGAUUUCUCUGUUGCAUGGAUUUUAGUGUUUUGCUAUCAGACAGCAUGAGGGCUGUCAGGCCAAAAUUCAUUACUGUAUUUCCAGUACAAUUGAUCUUGAAUAUCUGUCUCAUCAGUUAUUUACUUGUCAGUUUUCUUUGAGCAAACGUCCUUACCGUUAUACAGAAUUUAACUUUUCAGAGAAAAUUAAAUGAGAGAAGAUGUCAAGUACUCUGCUUUAUUUGGCUUCUAUAGCUCUGUCCUUGGAGGAGGAGAGGCAUGGCCUUAGUGCCUCCACAGACAUCUGAAGUCAUUCCCCCUUGAGCUCAUGAAUCUCCUAUGCCACAGGCAAUAACUAAACACCCCGAUUACAGGAUGUCACCCCAGUUAAUUCUUGCGUACAGUGUACUGGUAAUCCUCAUUCCAGUUUCUGAAGACCAGAACCUUCUGAGGAAGUGUUGUGCUUUGGUUCCUUUUGGUUUGAUUCCUGUUUGUUACUCGUUGGCUGCCCUCGAAGCCUCUUGACUUAUUCAGAGAACUGUCCCCUGGUGACGUUUUUGUAGGAUAAGCCCAUCCUGACACUGCUGAAAUUCUCUUUCUUUGAAAAAACCAAGAAACUAGAAUGUUUUGAGUUCAUAAAAUAACCUCUAAAUCCUGUUAGGUUAAAAAAAGUGAUUUCUCACAAAAAACUAGCUUAGAAAAAGCUCAGUUCCUCAAAAAUUGUCAUUUAAAAAUCGACAACUAUUCUCAGUUCCCUAAAUUAGCUGGAGUUGGAACACUUUAUAAUUUGUACCUAAAGAAUUUGAGUUAAACUCUUCUUAAUGGCAUUCCUACUUACUACCAUUUCAGCUCUUUUUGACCAGGACAGUUGAAAAUUAGGGAAACACAUCAAAUCCAAGAGGACUCUAACAAUUACUUAAAAGCAUUUAUGUCAUAAUUAUAAUUUUCAUUUUUUCCAUAAAAUAAGCAUUAUGAUUGCACACUCCUAUUGUCUGAAUUUAUGUAAGAGGUAUAGCUUGCUUAAAAUAUAUAUGUAAAGUUAUAUUUUUCUUAGAAACAUGGAUGUUUGCAAGCAUUGCUUUCAAAGAGAUUACCGCCGUGCAUUCUUGUUUUAUGUUUUCAUGAAGACUGUGUUAUACCAGAGGCUUCUGAUGAUCCAAGUGAUAACCAGUUUUUUAAACUGCCUGUAUGUACCAGAUUUGUGAACUAAUUUUUAAAAAAACAGAAAAAACAUGAAUAAAAUGGAGUUUGCAAACUAAA
Suricata suricatta (meerkat) is the source of this 5593-nucleotide messenger RNA. It is a transcript of the gene DIXDC1, whose product is annotated as DIX domain containing 1. Gene Ontology annotation, molecular function: protein binding. Lineage: Eukaryota; Metazoa; Chordata; Mammalia; Carnivora; Herpestidae. Gene Ontology annotation, biological process: canonical Wnt signaling pathway. Gene Ontology annotation, cellular component: cytosol. Bases 336 to 2408 code for a protein of 690 amino acids. The record is from RefSeq and is a predicted model, not a curated record. The transcript is spliced from 20 exons.